AAAUCUGUAAUUUUGUUAUAUUCCGAAUCGAUAAGAGAAAUCGAUACGAUGGUAUUCAAAUGGACUCGUGAACUCUCUCGUCAAGAUUUUAUGACAUCGAAUAUGUAUUUUUCAGAAUUGCAAGAAUCAUUGUAUUACGUAAGGCAAACUCGACCUCAUUAUAUCGCUGUGUUAUCUAGUUAUAAAGCGAUCAAUGAGUUCUCCUUAGCUACUAAUAACUUUGACAUGUCUUUCGCCACUUGGCUAGUGAUAUUCGCUUACAAGGGACAUGGCUCCGAUUAUUGUUAUAAUCCACCAGGUAAUAUAUUUCAUUUGAAAUUCAACACGAACAUGUUGGUCCGUUGCGGUAGGGAAAAUAUUUUACGAGAGUGGUAUUCGAUCGAUUCGAAUCGAACUGAGAUCAAUGAUUUUGCAACUUGGAGCUCAGAGAAAGGAAUCAUUAAAAUGGUUCCUGAUUCUCUUUACGACAGAAGAUAUAAUUUACAGGGUUUGACCAUGAAGGCUGUUAUAGUUCAGGAUUCACCGUUCAUAAACAUAAACAAGGAGGGUGAAAUAGACGGGGUAUUCGGUAGAAUAUUAAGAGAACUUUGUGUAACUCUCAAUUUUACUUUCAACAUUGUCUCGGAAGUAGAAGAAUAUGGUAGUUGGAAUCCAAAAGAAAAAACUUGGUCCGGAGCAGUGGGAGAAUUAUAUGCUGGACGUGCUGACAUUUCUAUUUCAGAUUUUUCUAUAACAAGCGCAAGAUUUAACGCCGUCGACUUCACGUUUCCACUUUUGAUAUCAAGAAACUGUUUGUAUAUUCAAGAACCACAUAUAUUUGCGAUUCAAUGGUCAUCUUAUUUUCUAGCAUUCUCUCAUUCGGUUUGGAUAGCUAUGUUUGGAAUAUCAAUUUUUGUAAUGAUCUCAUUAAUUUUUUUCAAAAUAAAAAAUAGAACCGAUCGUAACAUAGGAUAUUUAUUGUCCGAUAAUAUUUUAGAAAUUUGGGGUAUACUUUGUCAACAGGGAUUGCCAGAUUUUCCUGAGAGAUUAUCGUUGAGAAUACCAUAUAUAUCUAUAUUUUUUAUGGCAUCGGUUUUAUUGGCCGCAUAUUCUGCAGCCUUCAUAAGCUUUUUAACCACAGGUAUUCAUACUUUACCCUUUCGUUCAUUAGAGACUUUUGUUGAAGACGGUACUUAUCAAUUAGCUGUCUUUCGUGGUACGGCUGAUUAUGAAGUAUUUACAAAUUCGAAAAAUCCGCUUGCAAAGGAAAUGAUAAAGAUGAUGAUAAAAGAGGAAGAAUUACCACUAACUUUACUGGAAGGAUUUCAGAAAAUUUGUGAAAAUCGAAAAUUAGCGAGUUACACGUACUGCCGAAUGAAAAAAAGUCUAAGUCCUGAAAUACCAUGUAAAGUGAUUGCCAUUAAUGCAGGACCUGCAGACAGUCUAUCUAUGAUUUUAUCUAAGCACAAUCCAUUCACUGGAGUUAUCAAUUUUCACUUACAAAAAUUUGUCAACAAUGGAGUGAUGCAGCGUUUGAAAGAUAGGGACUUUCAAAAGAAAUUUAAUGAUAUAACGAAUUAUCAUGGACCAGUUCCCAUAACAAGCGUAAUAUCUCUUAUUUUCUUUAUUCAAAUUGGUAUCACUUUGAGUAUUUUUAUUCUGAUUAUAGAAAAGUGUAUUUUUGCUCGUAAAAAUAAGAAAAGGCUAAUUAUAGAUCGUAUCCCGUCUAUCGAAUCAUUAGAAUUUGAUAUGAAAAGGAAGAAAAAUGUGAAAAAUAUUGUAAACUAUCACGCGACUCCCAAAUGUCAACAUUUAAAAUAUUAAUAAUAACGACAAUGUUCGUUCGAAACGAAUGUUUAUAUUGUAAUUUUCUAUCGGAACAUAAUAAUACGUUCUUGAAUUAUUUAGCACAGUUUUAAAUAGAAAUAGAAUUUCUUCAUUCAAAAUUAAACUUGCAAACGUGUUUAUGAUAAAUUUUCUUUAUUUUAUCGAAUAUACGUAUGUACAUAUUUGAAUUCUUUCAAACUGUAUCGAUUUCUUCGUUGUUGCACGAACUAGAUAUGAUA
Vespula pensylvanica (western yellowjacket) is the source of this 2045-nucleotide messenger RNA. Its product is annotated as probable glutamate receptor. Lineage: Eukaryota; Metazoa; Arthropoda; Insecta; Hymenoptera; Vespidae. The record is from RefSeq and is a predicted model, not a curated record. Gene Ontology annotation, molecular function: glutamate-gated receptor activity. The coding region runs from base 49 to 1803 and encodes 584 amino acids. The transcript has 8 exons. Gene Ontology annotation, cellular component: membrane.